CUGACCGCGUGUGUUUGUUGUAGCGGCGUUUGUUGAAAAUAGUGGUUUAUAAAUUACAUUAUUAGCACAUGAGUUAAAAGUUUUAUCGUAAAGUGGUAACACACAAUAUUGAUUCUGCGAAAUAAUUCUUUUUGUUAAAAAUAUGGGCAAACCAGGUUUUUCACCACGAGGCGGCGGCGGAGGUGGUCGUGGCGGACGUGGUGGUGGUGGUGGACGCGGAGGAGGUGGUCCUUCUAGAGGAGGAUUUGGUGGUCGUGGUGGCGGAGGCGGUCGUGGUGGUUUUGGAGGCCGUGGUGGCGGCCGCGGAGGUGGUGGACGGGGUGGUCCUGGAGGACGCGGCCGCGGUGGCGGUGGCCGUGGCGGUGGGGCUAAAGGAGGCGGCUUCAAGGGUGGCAAAACUGUCGUCAUUGAGCCACAUCGUCAUGAGGGUGUGUUUAUUGCCCGUGGCAAAGAAGAUGCAUUGGUUACGUUGAAUCUAGUUCCCGGUUCGGAAGUCUACGGCGAAAAACGGAUAUCGGUUGAGACCAACGGCGAAAAGAAUGAAUACAGAGUCUGGAAUCCAUUCCGAUCCAAACUUGCCGCCGCUGUUCUUGGAGGAGUCGACAAAAUUCACAUGCCACCUGGUUCAAAGGUCCUCUACCUUGGAGCUGCUUCGGGAACUACCGUAUCGCAUGUUUCUGAUAUAGUUGGCCCAGAGGGUCUGGUGUACGCUGUGGAAUUUUCUCACCGAUCCGGUCGUGAUUUGAUAAAUGUGGCUAAAAAGCGAACCAAUAUUAUUCCUAUUAUAGAGGACGCACGUCACCCUCAUAAAUACCGUAUGCUAGUCGGCCUGGUCGAUACCGUUUUCGCCGAUGUGGCUCAGCCCGACCAAGCUCGUAUCGUGGCCCUCAAUGCCCAUCAGUUCUUGCGAAAUGGUGGUCACUUUGUUAUUUCCAUCAAAGCUUCCUGUAUCGACUCUACAGCGGUACCAGAGGCGGUAUUUGCUGCUGAAGUUAAAAAACUACAGGCUGAAAAACUAAAGCCACAGGAGCAGAUCACAUUAGAACCAUACGAACGAGACCAUGCUGUUGUAGUGGGAGUUUACAGACCUCCACCGAAAAGUACAUAGAUUUUAUUGUUAAGAGUUAAGAUUUUGCAUUCAAAAUUUUCUAGAUUUAAUGUAUAGAAACAAACAUUUCUGUUUAGCAUUACACGUAAACAAGGCGUUCACUGAAUGAUUUACGAAAAUAUACUAA
Molecule: messenger RNA, 1235 nt
Organism: Sabethes cyaneus
Lineage: Eukaryota; Metazoa; Arthropoda; Insecta; Diptera; Culicidae
Gene: Fib
Product: rRNA 2'-O-methyltransferase fibrillarin
Exons: 3
Coding region: 143-1108 (321 amino acids)
Biological process (GO): rRNA methylation; box C/D sno(s)RNA 3'-end processing
Cellular component (GO): small-subunit processome; nucleolus; box C/D methylation guide snoRNP complex
Molecular function (GO): RNA binding; rRNA methyltransferase activity; histone H2AQ104 methyltransferase activity
Source: RefSeq, a predicted model, not a curated record